AUGGGUCGCACACCAUUACAUGCAGCUGUUCAAUCUAACAAUGUUAGUGUAGUUCAGGAACUCACUGAGAGUGGGGCUACAGUAGAUGUUCAUGACAAUAAACAAUGCACUCCUUUGCAUCUUGCAACAGAUUGGGGAUAUAUUCCGAUGAUGAAAGCUCUUAUUCAAGCAAAUGCAGAUAUAUAUAACAUUGCUACUUAUGGCAAUAUGGGUGGUCAUGAUGCAGCAUUGGGUGGGAAAUGUGAUGUUAUCACAGUUAUGUUAGAGUCGGGGUUUGAUGUAAACUGCAAAAAUAAAAAAGGUAAUACAAUGCUUCAUUUAGCGGCUUUAAAAGGUCACAGAGAAUUAGUGCAACUCUUGAUCAGUAAAGGGGCAAAUGUUAAUGAAAAAAACAGCAAUGGUCGCACACCAUUACAUUCAGCUGUUGAAACUAACAAAGUUAGUGUAGUUCAGGAACUCAUUGAGAGUGGGGCUACAGUAGAUGUUCAUGACAAUAAACAAUGUACUCCUUUACAUCUUGCAACAUAUUUAGGAGAUAUUCCGAUAAUGAAAAAUCUUAUUCAAGCAAAUGCAGAUAUACAUGAUAUUCAUACUUAUGGCAAUAUGGGUGGUCAUGAUGCAGCAUUGGGUGGGAAAUGUGAUGUCAUCACAGUUAUGUUAGAGUCGGGGUUUGAUGUAAACUGCAAAAAUAAAAUAGGUGAUACAAUGCUUCAUUUAGCGGCUUUUAAAGGUCACAGAGAAUUAGUGCAACUCUUGAUCAGUAAAGGGGCAAAUGUCAAAGACAAAAACAACAAUGGUUGCACACCAUUACAUUACGCUAUUCAACCUAACAACGUUAGUGUAGUUCAGGAAUUCAUGAAGAGUGGGCUACAGUAG
Molecule: messenger RNA, 876 nt
Organism: Macrobrachium nipponense
Lineage: Eukaryota; Metazoa; Arthropoda; Malacostraca; Decapoda; Palaemonidae
Product: serine/threonine-protein phosphatase 6 regulatory ankyrin repeat subunit A-like
Exons: 1
Coding region: 1-876 (291 amino acids)
Biological process (GO): protein localization to ciliary inversin compartment
Cellular component (GO): ciliary inversin compartment
Molecular function (GO): protein binding
Source: RefSeq, a predicted model, not a curated record